AUGUUUAGUUCCCUUCUACCGCGUCCCAAACACUCGAAUUACAACCCCGACCUCCACUACAGAACAUCAUCGCACUCUAAUCAUCAGAUCAAUAAUACAGAUACCACUCAAGUCAUUAUUCACCCCAGCACUGUUACUACAAUAGACUCCAUACGCGAUAUCAUCACCACCUCCACUACAACUUACGAUGCUACGAUUCCACUUAAAGUUAGCUUCCCCAACUUGAAUCAUAACUUUCCUCGACCACCUCCUGAUGUCGCCGUAAUUGCCGAAACACGAGCCAUAUUUGCGGCAUUACUUGAGGCUAAACUAGGCACGCAAAAGAAGGAUCAAACUACAUAUAUGAACUAUAAAGAUACCACCACUACACAUGAGGUAGAAGGAGACAAUAACGCUGUGAAAACCGUCCCUGCCGCCUUCGCUGCCGAUGCUACUGAUGAGGAUCACGGCAAGGUUAUCAAGAUAGAAACGAUGCAAGAAGACCCCUUACUUCCACCAAAACACAAACUUCGCAAGAAUCGUCAUGAACGGCACGAUCAAGAACAAGAAGUUGGGCCGAUUUUGAAGCCAUCUGCCAAAGUGACCAAAGAAGACCGUCAGAAAUGGAACAUACCAGCAGCCAUUUCCAAUUGGAAGAAUAACUCUGGGUUUACUAUUGCAUUGGAUAAACGAGUCAUUGGUGUAGGCGGAGGUGGAGCUUCUGUCUCUGGUGAUGGUGGUGGCGAUGGCGAUGGCAAUGCUGCUUCUGCCGAGUUGUUGAAUGUGGAAAAGUUUAGCGCUUUGAAUCAAGCUUUGAAUACGGCUGAGGUUCAAGCUAGACAAGAUAUCACGCGUCGUAAUGAGCUUCGUCAGCAAUUGGAAUUGAAUGAAAAACGACAACGUGAAGAAAAGAUUCGAGAGAUUGCCAAUAGGAAUAAGCGAAGAAGAUACUAA
Messenger RNA from Lodderomyces parapsilosis, 933 nucleotides. It is a transcript of the gene PRP45, whose product is annotated as mRNA splicing protein. Gene Ontology annotation, biological process: mRNA splicing, via spliceosome. The transcript has a single exon. Bases 1 to 933 code for a protein of 310 amino acids. Gene Ontology annotation, cellular component: spliceosomal complex. The record is from RefSeq and is a predicted model, not a curated record. NCBI's taxonomy places the organism in Eukaryota, Fungi, Ascomycota, Pichiomycetes, Serinales, Debaryomycetaceae.